AUGUCAAAUUGGUCACGCGCUACAAUAAAACAGUACAAUAGCGCCUUGAAAAAGUGGGCAGCCUUCUGCAAGAAUACUGGUAUAGACAGGUUGCACCCUAGGGUCGAAGAUAUUUUGAAUUUUCUGGGCCAGCUGUUCGAAUCAGGCGCAAGCUUCUCAUCGAUCAGCACCCAUAAGUCGGCCAUAAUCGUCUACCUUUCGGCCAUCAAUGGGGAGUUCUGUAGGGAGGACAUGAUCCUUGUAAAUAGGUGCAUGAAAGGGUUCUUUCGACAGCGCCCCCCACGACCCAGAUACGCUGAUAUAUGGGAUGUAUCAGCAGUACUGAAAUAUCUGAGAUCUCUAGGGCCUAAUGCCACUUUGAACCUCAAACAGCUAACUCAUAAAACGGUAAUGCUGUUAGCCCUAGUGGCUCCCAAAAGAGUUUCCGAAUUAGCAGCAUUAUCGUUAGAUUCAGUACGCUUGGGAGAGGGUUGUUGGGCCUUCUCCUUGAAUUUCAUGAACAAAAAUAGAGGAUUCGGCAAAGCACACACAGCGGUCGUGCAAGCCUAUAAAGACGACAUCCUCCUAUGUCCGUUGGCGACGAUAAAAGACUAUAUAAAUCGCACUAUCUUAUAUCGUAACCAAGUACGGACUUUAUUCAUGAGCGUUAACCGUCCUCACAAAAGUGUAACAUCCACCACGAUAGCUCGUUGGCUCCGAGAAGUGCUGAAAAACUCUGGCAUAGAUGACCGAUUUAAAGCGCACUCAACUAGGGCAGCAAGCACAACCUUUUCAAAGAGGCAGGGUCUCUCUUCAAAGGCAAUUAUGGAAGCAGCGAAUUGGGCACCAAAUGGUACCACCUUUGAGAAGUUUUAUUACAAAGGUCCACUGGAGCAAUCGUUCCAGGACUCGGUGCUCUCUUCGAACAGGAAAUCCAAGAGGAGCACAGAAAGGAGAGAUGAUAUGGAAGAGAAACGCAAGAAGGAGAAAGAACAGAAACGAAGGAAGUCGCACUCUUCAAAAAAGUAA
Molecule: messenger RNA, 1008 nt
Organism: Cooperia oncophora
Lineage: Eukaryota; Metazoa; Nematoda; Chromadorea; Rhabditida; Trichostrongylidae
Source: the annotation of a GenBank genome assembly